Molecule: messenger RNA, 1131 nt
Organism: Paramecium octaurelia
Lineage: Eukaryota; Ciliophora; Oligohymenophorea; Peniculida; Parameciidae
Source: the annotation of a GenBank genome assembly
AUGAAUAUUUCAAGUGCAUUCGCAAUUUUCAUUCUAUUAACCUUGGGUUCCUGCCUUUAAAAGUCAAUAUUGAUAACACGACACGGUGCUAGAUCACCAAAAGUGUAUACUGAAAUUGAUAGCACAUAUUAUUGGACAAUUUAACCAGAAGAUUUAACUGAAAUAGGAUUAUAAUAACAUGUUAACUUAGGAUAGAGUAAAAAUGGAUUAUCUAUUAUUGAUAUAAAUGGAAAUUGCAUUUAUGAAAAUUUAGAAAUUUAAGCAUCUACAACCUAGAGAGUUAUUAUGUCUACUAUAGGAUUCCUAAAAGGGUUAUGUCCAAAUAAUUUUUAAGAAAUAAUCAAAAGAUACUUCAAUGAAUAUUACGCUAAAUAUUCCACAAAUAUUGAAGCAUGGAACUAGAUUAUGUCUUCAGAUUUCCAAAACCCACUUGAAUUAGAACUUCAUUAUUUUGAAAGACCAAAUGAUUUCAUGUUUCAUGGACAUAAAAAAUCUAUAUGUCCAGCAAUUAAAGAUUUGAAAAAAAAAAUUGAAUCUAGUGAAUAUUUUAAAUCAAAAGAAGAAGAAUUUAAAAACAGACCUGAAUUUGAUGAAGUUUUUGAUAUUAUUAAGGCUGCAUAUCCAAGCAAAUCCUUUAAAAAGAAAUCCAUUACUUUAUCAGAUAUUCAAGAUAUUUUUGAUGACUAUCAAAGCAAUCAUGCCUAAGGAUUUCUAUUCCCAAAUCCCUCAUAAUCAGCAAUUUAGUAUAUGCAAGAAGUUGUGAGAUUUCUUAGAUAUUAUGAAGAUAAUUGUGAUUCUUUGGAACAUUUUGCGUAAUUAACUGAACCUUUCAAAUGGAUUAUCUCUUAAUUAUAUUCCACUACUCCUCUUAGUUGGUAUUCAGGACAUGAUACAAAUUAAGUGGCAAUUUUAUCGGCAAUUUCAGACUUUCAACCAAUCAUCCCAUUUGCAUCAUAAUUAGAAAUUAUUGUUAAAAAUGAAAUAGUUAUGGUUUAUUACAAUAGAUAAUAAAUUUAAACAAAAUUUUGUACAGAUGGGUAUUUUUGUACCAGAGAAUAAACAGUAAAUUACUUAAUGCAAUUCAUUCAUCCAAAUCUUAACUCACUUUGCGGUUUAGAGAUAAUUAUUUGA